AAAAGAUAAAAACGCAAGCGCUACAUAGAUUCAGAUUAUCAAAACAGCAAUGGCGUUAACAAGAAAGGGAAACGUGAGGCUUCCUCCAGAAGUCAAUCGUAUUCUGUAUGUCAGAAAUCUACCAUACAAAAUAACAGCUGAGGAAAUGUAUGAUAUUUUUGGAAAAUAUGGAGCCAUAAGGCAAAUACGAGACUCCAGGGACAUGGCCGUGAUGGUGUUUUCUGGCAGCUGGUUCCAUAUCCUGAUGCCAGUCUGUUUCCCAAUCUUGGAGGUUGUCAAGGUCCGUCUGGAGUUGUCUGGCAUCCGCAUCUGUAGUGAUGGUCCUAUACAGAAGGCAGUCGUCCGGAAUAACCUGGCCUUGGACCUCACUCUGGAGGGUAAAUCAUAUGAUGCAUUCAAGAAAACAGAUGAUACUAAAAAGAAAGAAGACAUCGAAAAAAUGAAACAGAAAUAUGGACUUUCGACACCAGAAAAGAAGUGAAUGUGAUAUGUGCAAUUGUAGUGGAUAUUAUUGUGACAUUCUUUUUAUACGUUGUCAUCCUCACUAAACUUGAAUAUCGCAGAUCACACAGAUAGAUAAACUCACAUCUAAAUGAGUACUUGUUAAGGCAUUCUUUAUCGAGACAACUGUGCAAAUUUCUCAUACUAUCCUUGUAUUUUUGUCAAUCAAAUCUCCAUUGUAGGUGUUUUAAAAUAUUUGUUAGUGCUCACAGUUGUUUAUAGAAAUACAUGCCAUUGGAUAGUUAAAGUAAAUAUGGCACAGUUAUUAACAUUUUAAUGUAAGUAGCUGUGGUCAAAAUGUUCUGAAAUGGUUGAAAAUGUAAACUCAUCAUGGUCAAGAAAAUUCAUUUCAUAUUGUCAAGAAAAUUCAUUUCAUAUUUUACAUUAAACAAAAAUUAGUUAUUAUAUGUACAUGUACUGUGAAUUCACAGUACAUUUUUUCACUGAAAUUUAAUAAAAAUAAAUUUUCCACAU
Molecule: messenger RNA, 975 nt
Organism: Saccostrea cuccullata (small rock oyster)
Lineage: Eukaryota; Metazoa; Mollusca; Bivalvia; Ostreida; Ostreidae
Product: splicing factor 3B subunit 6-like
Exons: 5
Coding region: 50-481 (143 amino acids)
Molecular function (GO): RNA binding
Source: RefSeq, a predicted model, not a curated record